Lycium ferocissimum is the source of this 689-nucleotide messenger RNA. RefSeq names its product calcineurin B-like protein 3. The record is from RefSeq and is a predicted model, not a curated record. Gene Ontology annotation, biological process: calcium-mediated signaling. Gene Ontology annotation, molecular function: calcium ion binding; kinase binding. Lineage: Eukaryota; Viridiplantae; Streptophyta; Magnoliopsida; Solanales; Solanaceae. The coding region runs from base 214 to 456 and encodes 80 amino acids. The transcript has 5 exons.
UAACUUCUUUAUUUCUCCCUACUCUGACCUAUCUAAUUGCAGGUGUUUGACUUGUUUGACACAAAGCACAACGGAAUCUUGGGCUUUGAGGAAUUUGCUCGUGCACUCUCUGUUUUCCAUCCAAAUGCACCUGUUGAUGAUAAGAUUGAGUUUUCUUUUCAGCUAUAUGAUCUCAAGCAACAGGGUUUCAUUGAGAGGCAAGAGGUGAAGCAAAUGGUGGUUGCUACUCUUGCUGAGUCUGGUAUGAACCUUUCAGAUGAAGUAAUAGAGAGCAUAAUUGACAAGACUUUUGAAGAAGCUGAUACUAAGCACGACGGAAAGAUUGAUAAGGAGGAAUGGAGAAAUUUAGUCCGGCGACAUCCUUCACUUUUGAAGAAUAUGACCCUCCAAUAUCUCAAGGACAUUACUACGACAUUUCCGAGCUUUGUCUUUCACUCAAGAGUUGAGGACACCUGAUUUGGGAUUGAGAAUAAGAGUUGCUUACAAAAGUAAUAUAUUACUUUUCUUUUGGUUUCUGGGAAUCGAAGUUGGCUGGUUCCAUGGAUAUAUAACAUUAUGAUUGCUCUUUCUAUUUCCCCCAUGUUAAAAUCGACAUCUUCGGGAUUCAAUUCUUUUUGAGUAGUGUUUUUGUGAUUUGUUCCUAUGAAUUGAUGUCGACUUCCAAUUGAAUGAUGGUAUUGUGCUUGUUA